Molecule: messenger RNA, 459 nt
Organism: Cyphellophora europaea CBS 101466
Lineage: Eukaryota; Fungi; Ascomycota; Eurotiomycetes; Chaetothyriales; Cyphellophoraceae
Exons: 2
Coding region: 1-459 (152 amino acids)
Cellular component (GO): mitochondrion
Source: RefSeq, a predicted model, not a curated record
AUGUUCUCUCGACGGGUCGUGUCCGCAGCUGCGCGGUCUGCCCGUUCCACUCUCGGACCGCAAUCCCAAAUUCCUAGAGCUCAAUUCUCAAUUGCUCGCCAGCUACGAGCACAAGCAGAGCCCGAAGAUCCCGAAGAGAAUGGUGGCUAUAUCAACCCUCCUGCGAUCAAGCGACAGUACCGCGACCCCUAUGGCGACUGGCACGACAAGCAAGAGCGGAGAAACUGGGGCGAGCCUGUUCAUGAGGACAAUGAUGUUCUUGCCGUCUUCUCACUAUAUAAUUACGAUCACAUGACUCCUGGCCGAGCUGGGGUCAUGUGGCUCGGUUUCAUAAGCUGCAUCGGUCUCCUCAGCUACGCUGUCUACUCUACAUAUCCCGACCGGCCGGCUUUUCCCAAAGAGUAUGAAGGUGGGCUUGACAAAGAGUUGGGUGGCAUGGGAGCCGUACGGGUAAGUUGA